CGCGAUAGCAGCUCGCUGAAGCCGCCGCCAUAUUCUGUGACAGUAUUUUGAUUCGUAUCUGCUGGAAGUGAGGAAAAAGAGAAAAGUGAAGGGCUGCAGAGGGGAGGGGGGGCUGUCACUAAGUUAUCCAGGAGUCUGUGUCAAACAGCGGAGGGCCGCGGCUCGGUUCGCCUCCGCUUCUAGCUGCUUCGAGAACACGGGCCCCGGGGCCUCGGUGCUGCGGCGCUCCGGACCCCUAACGGCUUCUCCCCUCCAAGCUCCGCGGCCCUUCGGAGGUCCGGCGGCGGUUACAGACGGCCCGGGAAGCGGCGGAGGAGACUGGGAGUCCAGACGUUCAGAAUGAAGUUGGGUCUGUGCCACAACUGAUGCUCCCGUCUGCUGAACUCAACGAUCGAUCCUGACCUGGUAGCAUACGAAUGGCCCAGGGAAGCCAGCAGAUUAACAUUCAGGUUUUGCACGAGCUGCGCCAGAAGUUCCCAGAAGUCCCAGAAGUUGUCGUCUCUCAGUGCGUUUUGGAGUGCAACAACAACCUAGACGCUUGUUGUAAGUACUUGUCCCAGGUCAGUCCAGGCUACCUUUACAGCGACGGAGGCAAUCUGAGCUUUUCCGACGACCCCAGCUUGGCUCAGCUCCGGAAGCACAUGACCCAGCUGAACCUGGGCCUGCAGUCUCAGAAUGUGCAUGCGGCCCCGGUUCAGGACGGCCUGAGAAUGAACGGCAGCAGGACUCUGUCCCACAGCAUGAGUGACGGGCCCCUCCAGACAGGACAGGCCCCCAGCAGUGACUUUUUUCAGCACGAGUCCAAGUCAGCCCCGGUGCAGGUACCCCCCACUCUCAAUGUUUUCAACGUGAUGGAGCCCAGCCGUAAGCCGCAGCCUCCGCAGAACCUAGCGCUCUACACUCUAGGACCCAAGGGUCAUGGCGGGGGUCCGCAGCAGACCCCGCGCUUCAACCCCAUCACAGUGACGCUGGCCCCGAAUCCCCAGACCGGCCGCAACACCCCAACUUCUUUGCACAUACACAGCGGGCCCCAGUCGGGCCUGGGGAGCCCGCAGGGCAACUCCAUCUUCAUCCGGCCGUAUGUAAGCCAGUCCAGCUCGGGGCGGCAGAGCCAGCAGGCGGGGGGGAGGGCCCAGUACAGCCCCACCUCUCAGCCCCAGCAGCAGAUCUACCAGUUCUCCCAUUCCUCCCCCCUCCCCAGCUCGCGCCCUGUCCCCCAGCACUCCUCCUCACAUACCUCAAGGACCUCUCACGUCUACAUGCCCAUCAGCUCCCCCACUAACCCCCAGGCGCCUGCCAUCCCCUCCAGUGGAAGCAUGGCGUCGUCGUCUAGCAUCCCCUCCUGUCCCUCUUCGUCCUCCUCCUCUUCCUCAGUCAUGCCCUCCUCCCAGUCGACCGUCAGCCAGUACAACAUCCAGAACUUCUCCACCGCCCCUCGGAAGAAUCAGAUCGAGAUCAAACUUGAAUCUCCUCAAAGGAGCAAUUCCAGCACCGCUGUGAGGCGGCCGAGCAGCGGGCACUGGUCAUCUUCCUCCUCCUCCUCCUCCUGUCCUCCUUCAUCUUCCUCUUCAACUGGAGCGGCUACUGUCACCAGCACCCCUCUGUCCAUCGGAGGGCCGGGCUCCUGCCGCAACCAGCCAACUGUUUACAUCUCUGCCAGCCCCCCCACUGCUGCUACCGCCCCCUCUGAGGAGGUCAUGAUGCCGCCGCCGGGCUCCCGCUCCCAGCCCAAGUUUUACAUUUCUGCCAGCGACGAGGGCGGAGCCAGAAACCCUCCUACAGUCUACAUCUCAGCUAACCCUCAGAUACAGGGGCCCUCUGGCGCCAGGAACAUCGGGGGGCAAGUGAGCAUGGGCCCCGCCUACAUUCACCACCACCCGCCUAAGAGUCGCCCCUCUGUGGGAGGCGGAGGCCCCGCCUCUUCGCCUCGUGUUGUAGUGACUCAACCCAACACCAAAUAUACCUUUAAAAUCACUGUGUCUCCCAACAAACCCCCGGCUGUGUCCCCUGGAGUCGUGUCCCCGACCUUUGAGCCCAACAACCUCCUCAGCCUGCCGUCGGACCACCACUUCCCCGAGCCGGAGCCGCUGCAUCUGUCCGAUUCCGACCCGCUGUCGCCGCACAGAGAGCGGCCCAGCGAGCCUCGCAGGCUCAGUAUGGGUUCUGACGACGCGGCGUACACACAGGCGUUGUUGGUUCACCAGAAGGCUCGAAUGGAGAGACUUUGGCAUGAGUUGGAAAUGAAGAAGAAGAAGCUGGAGAAGCUAAAAGAGGAAGUCAAUGAAAUGGAGAAUGACCUGACCAGGAGAAGGCUGGAGAGGUCCAACUCAGCCUCCCAGAUUCCUUCUAUUGAUGAAAUGAAGAAUCUGCGAUGCAAAAAUAGGACUCUGCAGAUUGACAUUGACUGCCUCAGCAAAGAAAUUGAUCUCAUCCAGACAAAUGGUAGGAACCAGUUUCUUCUGUCACUCCUCUAAUUUUCACUAUUUAGUCUUUGAUAUUU
Messenger RNA from Cyprinodon tularosa, 2500 nucleotides. RefSeq names its product TGF-beta activated kinase 1 (MAP3K7) binding protein 2 (gene tab2). Lineage: Eukaryota; Metazoa; Chordata; Actinopteri; Cyprinodontiformes; Cyprinodontidae. The record is from RefSeq and is a predicted model, not a curated record. The transcript is spliced from 5 exons. Gene Ontology annotation, molecular function: ubiquitin binding; K63-linked polyubiquitin modification-dependent protein binding. Gene Ontology annotation, biological process: positive regulation of protein kinase activity. The coding region runs from base 417 to 2474 and encodes 685 amino acids.